Messenger RNA from Sphaerodactylus townsendi, 1289 nucleotides. Its product is annotated as thialysine N-epsilon-acetyltransferase-like. NCBI's taxonomy places the organism in Eukaryota, Metazoa, Chordata, Lepidosauria, Squamata, Sphaerodactylidae. The transcript has 6 exons. The coding region runs from base 81 to 650 and encodes 189 amino acids. Gene Ontology annotation, molecular function: N-acetyltransferase activity. The record is from RefSeq and is a predicted model, not a curated record.
UGAGAAGUGGGCAGGGCUGGUAAAAGAUGCCUGCUUUAUAGGCCAAGGAAGCCCAGGGAGUCAUUGACACCGGACCAGCUAUGGAGUGUGUGAUCCGUCCAGCCGCAAGCGAGGACUGCGACCACAUCAUGGCCCUGAUCCGGGAAAUUGCAGAGUUUCACCAUUUGCUAGAUGAGGUCACCAUAAACUCUCAAGUUUUAAAGGCGGAUGGCUUUGGCGAAGACCCCUUCUUCAAAUGCAUCCUGGCUGAACUGCCUGCAGAAACCGGCAAACCAGUUAAGCCCCCAUUGGCUGCUUCUUAUUUCUUUGGGUACUGCUUUAAUCGUGGGAGAAGUGUGUACUUGGAGAACCUGUACGUGGUGCCAGAAUUCCGAGGAAAAGGAAUUGGUACAAAAUUGCUGGGCCAGGUGGCAGAGGCGGCCCUGGCAGCCGGGUGUGUGGAGAUGCAUGCGCUUAUGACGAUGGACUGGAACUCCCCGGCCAAGGGCUUCUACCUCAACCUGGGGGCUCAGGACCUGACCCAGUCGGAGGAACGGCAUUGCAUGGAGCUGGAUAGAGAGGCCUUGCAAAGGCUGGCCCAGAGGGGAAAGCACAGCAGUAGGGGUGCCCUUGGCCCCAGCUCGGGCCAGGCCCAGAAGCCAGAGCCCUGAGCCCAGAACUGCACCAUGUGGGGCUCAUGCCUACCCACCCCCCCCACCCCUCCCUGGACCUUUCCUCAUAUGUUAUAGUGUGAGACUGAAGGACUCUCUUCUUGUCUGUGUUCCUGCCUGAGAGUUAAGAUCCCACAGACAGCUCCUCCUGUCUGUCCCAAAGAAGCCAAUUGGAGGGGGGGGGGGGGAGAACGGGAUGGUACAUAAGUGUGAUCUCCAGCCACAACCUGGAGGUUGGUAACCACAGUACAGAGGACAGGCCGUUUUCAGUGGCAGCCCCACAUUUAUACAACAGCCUCCCUAGGAAAGUGCACCGAGUUUCUGUGCUUCCAUUUUUAUGUUUUUUUUUAAAAAAAGGACUGCAUUUGAUUAAGAAAGCAGUUUUAGGUUGUGAUUUUUUAAAAAAUCGUUUCAAUGUAUUUUCACGUGAUCUAUUUCAUGUAUUUUAUUUAUAUUGGAAACUACCUUGAGCUCUGCAAGGGAAGAACAAGUGGCAAAUAUUUUAAACAAAUAAAUAAAUAAAAUGAAUAGAAAUGAAUUGUUGGAAAAAUCGGAUUUGGCUAGAGUGGCGUUUGCUACACAGCGAUCUUCGCGAUGGACCUGCAGAACGCGGGGGAAAACCUCUUGUAGUUGUGAACU